GCCGAAUAUAAGCCAUUGAACGUAAGAGUUCCUCAGAACUCCAGCCAUCUUUCUACUCCUAAGACUUGUAACAUCAACACUACAUGAAGGGUGAGAACCUUCUUCAUAAUAUACUCUUCUUUGCUGGAUCGGCUUAAAACACCAAGCAGUCAAGCACUUCGAACCAGGAGGCUGGCAGAUGACUGACUGCGCAGACGCUCUAUAACAUCUUUAGAUAUCAGAAAGAUUUCCAUGGAGACGGAAUCAGUUCGGGUACCUGCCGUGACCGACAAGGAAAAGCGGUACCAGGCAGAUGAGGAUUACAAGACAUCGCAGGGCGAUGAGCAGAGCGAUGACAAAGCUGAUAAAAGAGAAGUCCAGAAACACAAAACACGCUGGAUAGUUACAGCAUUUACUGCUCUUCUGUGUUAUGUGUUUGAAUUCGAGGCCACACUUUCUUUAAGGUCACAGUAUGUAUACCAGCGUAUCGCUCACGACUACUAUAAUGUUACUAACGACACGAGAACAACGAUCUCAUGUUCUCCCGACGACGUCAACGACACAAUGGCCGACAAGAGAGACCGCAUCCAGGCCGACACCUCUCAAAUGUCAAUCUUCUUGGUCUUCACCACCUUCAUCCCUGCUCUCUUCCUUUGUCUCUUCAUGGGCUCUUAUUCCGACUACCUUGGGCGGCGCUUUCUCGUGCUGAUGUCGUUGUCUGGGAGUUUCCUAAAAGCACUGACGAACCUGCUAAUCGUCUGGCUGAAUAUAAACUUGAAUUAUCUGUACCUGGCUAACCUGUUGGAUGGACUGUGUGGAACCGUUUUCGGCCUGCUGACGGGUAUCCAAGCAGCCAUGGCUGACGUCACCAUCACCAUGACAGAGUUUGCCUUGACAAGUGUUGUUCUGGAAGGUUCUAUUGCGAUCUCCGGAGCUCUCUCACAGAUAUCUGUCGGCUUUCUUAUCAGAUCGGUCGGCUUCAUUGGUCCGGCGAUCCUGUGCUGCGUCGUCAGCGCCAUCGCCUGUGUCAUCAUCUUCUGUGUCAUGCCCGAGACCCUCAAACGGCCCGUCCAGGUGACCCUCAACCCUCUGGUUCACCUACGCAAGGUUUUUGGAUUCUACAUUCUGGAGGGGUCUUCGGUUCAUAAAGGUCUCUUCUGGUGCGGCCUGUUGGUCUCCGCUUUGCUAUCCUUCUGCCAAUCCGGACAAGUUAUGAUUGAAAUAUUAUACAUGCUGAAUGCCCCACUUUGCUGGGAUUCGGUAAAACUCGGCGUGUUUACAGGCGUGCGCCAGUUUUCCAUCGUCAUUACUAGCAUUGUUACCCUGAAAGUUCUCCAGCGCUACACAAGUCACGUGACGAUUGGGAUCCUCGCCAUGUUUUCCGGAGCAGCUGCCUUUGCUCUGGAAGCCUUUGCAUCUGCUGACUGGAUGAUGUACCUCACUCCUGUCCUGGGCCUUGCCUACAUGUGUACCACACCUGUUAUCAAGACACUGAUGUCCAGUAUGACGACUGCCGACAGACAAGGUGCCCUCUUUUCAAGCAUGGCUGCUGUAACCAGUAUUUGUUAUCUGACGUCAACGGCCAUAUUCAACAGUUUGUAUAUCUCUUCACUGGGCACCUUCCCUGGAGCAGUCUUUCUGCUCAUGGCCGCUUUCUGCAUCGUCAAUAUGGGUCUGCUGUUGGUGUUCAAAGUCGUCAGCGCGCGAGAGUUCAGAGAUCAACUUAAAGCUCCCCCUGCCUGUGAUGAAAAGAGCCUUCUAUACCCAUCCAGCAGUAGGAACGACAACUUCUGAUGUGAUUAUUGAAGACUUGGUGACAUUCAAAUGGGAGGGAGACGUUUAAUGCCAUUUGCUCAUUUAAAUGUUCUGAAUGACUUGCAGUUUUCGUUUCACACUGCCAUCUAUCGUGAUCCUUCCCUUAUUCUGGUCUGCCACUACAGUAAGAAAUAUUUUAUGGAAGUAUUUCUUAAACAUCUACAUAU
Molecule: messenger RNA, 1961 nt
Organism: Pomacea canaliculata
Lineage: Eukaryota; Metazoa; Mollusca; Gastropoda; Architaenioglossa; Ampullariidae
Product: proton-coupled folate transporter-like
Exons: 10
Coding region: 232-1773 (513 amino acids)
Biological process (GO): transmembrane transport
Cellular component (GO): membrane
Molecular function (GO): transmembrane transporter activity
Source: RefSeq, a predicted model, not a curated record